Molecule: messenger RNA, 2351 nt
Organism: Telopea speciosissima
Lineage: Eukaryota; Viridiplantae; Streptophyta; Magnoliopsida; Proteales; Proteaceae
Exons: 2
Coding region: 18-2009 (663 amino acids)
Molecular function (GO): protein binding
Source: RefSeq, a predicted model, not a curated record
GUAACUCGCACUCCCACAUGGACCCACUAGCUCCUCAACUACCGGCGGUGGCGUCCGCCACCCAUCUCGCCUACCCGGACUCGGUGGACUCGUCUCCCCGGUCUCGCAACCUUGAUUCCUGGGACGAGCCUCUCCCUUCAAUCCCUGGCGGCUAUAAACUGCGCCUGAUGUGUAGCUACGGCGGCCAUAUCGUUCCCCGCCCUCACGACAAGUCCCUCUGCUACCUGGGCGGUGAGACUCGAAUCGUGGUAGUGGAACGCCACUCCAGCCUUGCAGACCUCUCCGCUCAGCUCUCUCGCAGCCUCCUCAAUGGAUGCUCCUUUGCCCUCAAGUACCAACUCUCUAAAGAGGACCUUGACUCCCUCAUCUCCGUUACCACCGACGAAGAUCUGGAGAACAUGAUUGAAGAGUACGAUCGCACCACCACUUCCUCCUUGAAGCCCUCUCGUCUCCGCGUCUUUCUCUUCCAUACCAAGUUCGAAACCGCCGCCUCUGUCGGCUCUCUCCUCAGCGAUUCCAAAUCGGAAAACUGGUUCUUGGAUGCCCUCAACGUUGCUGGAAUCCUGCCGAGAGGAAUGUCUGCUGACGCUGGUUCCGUUAAUUGCUUGCUGGGUCUGAACGAUGUUAUCCAUGUCGACCCGUCUGCUGAUGGGGAGGCUCAAUCUGAUUCCCUGGGUGGCAAUAACAAGCAGGUUAAUAAAUCUGGGCCAGAUGUUCAAUCGCUGUCGGAUUCUCCAGUGAUGGAAACCAAUUCAUCUUUUGGUUCAACAACUUCUUCGCCUUCUAUGUCUAAUUUGCCUCCGAUUCGGGUUCAUGUUGAGGAUGGUGUUCGCUUGCAUGAUCAAAAGGUUGGGCUAGAGGAACAUUUCUCGCAGCUGAGCGUCGCUGCUCCGCACAAGCAAGAGGAGGGUUUUGUUUCCCUGACUUGUCCGCGACCUGUUCCGACCAUCGUCGCAGCUGCAGCAAUGGCGCCAGCUGUUACGGUUAACCCAACCACUGUUGCUAGUGAAAACUCCGGCCGGGUUUACUCGGACGAUGAGCGAUCAGAUCAUGGAGCCCCUGUUGGUUUCCGGAAGCUGCCACAGCCGCAAUUGCAACAGAGGAUGGGAGUUGAUUUACCUUCCCCAGAUGCAGCUGCAAGAGAUGCCAAUUCUCGCCCGAAACCAGUGUUCUAUCAAGAUCCAGUCGCACCUGCAUCUCCCGCUAGAGACAACAGGGUCCCUGCGAUUCCUGUUGAUCCGAAAGCUAACAUGUCUGAUCCAAGCUAUCGGAUCCAGAUGCAGCAACAGCAACUUCAGGAUGCUGGGUACGUCUUGCCUUCACAAUUGGAUCAUCACCAGCAGCAGCAAUUCAUCCCGGCAGGCACGCAUUACAUCCACCAUCACGCCACUGGACCAGUACCCGUCUCUUCAUACUAUCCAAUGUAUCCUUCGGCGCAGCAGCAGCAGCAGCUCCAUCACCAACUCGAUCAGCAGCAAUACCCAAUGUAUUUCUUGCCUGUUAGGCAACCACAAGCUUACAACUUGCCUGUUCAAUCCUAUGUAGGCGACACUCCAACCGUCCCAUCUAGUCGAGCCUCAACACCACCCAACCCUGCCAUGAUCACUUCUGCUGCAGCAGCAGCUUUCAAAGAGUCCGCUGCGCCUGUUUAUCCCCCCAUGACCGCAACUCCUCCUGCUAAGCCCGAAUCGGCAGCCCAUGUGUACAGAACGGCUGCCACAGCAGCUCCACCGCUUAUUCACAUGCCUUCGGAUCAGCAUCAGCAGCAGAUUUUGGGUUACCAUCCGAUGCAUCACCCGUCUCAGUCGAUCGCCGUUGCUGCUAACUAUGCAUACGAAAACACCGAUCCUGCGCACUCUCAGAUAUACUAUACUCAGCCUUCAGCCUCUACAUUGGCUCAUCAGUAUCAAACUAUGACCGGAGCAGCAUCAGCAGUGGUAUCUGAGGCUUCUGCACAGUUGCCCACAGACAACUCUAAGCAGCAUCAGCAGAAGAUUAGAUCUUCAUAACCAUUGUGAGUUAUCCAUCACUGAUCGCUGAUGAAGGAAAGAAACAAUUUUGGUAGGGGAUGGAUUUUGGUAAAUUUUUGUACUUUAUUUCAAUAAUUUUGUUUUGAGUGUCUGGUUAUUGGUAUUGGUUUGUGUUAGAAACUCUUAAUCUGUCUGAGAUAGGAACUAAGUAUCUGUGAUAGGGAAUAAGGAAGUGGGUCAUCGUCUCUUUAUUUAUUGUAUGUUAUGAACCAUGAAUGUGAUGCAGGUCUUAGGAAGAAAAUAUAAGUUGGUCAAUGGAGAUAGGAGAUAUCUAGAUUAAAUUUCUCCAUUAAUAUAUGUAUACCAGAAAUGGCUUUGAAU